AUGUCUACUUACACAGUUGUUCCCGGCGAUACUAUGUGGAAAAUAGCCAAUGACCAUGGCAUGACACUCGACGCCCUUAUUACUCUCAACCCACAGAUACCAAAUGCCAGUAUGAUUGAAGUUGGACAAGUCGUCAACAUAUCUCAACAGCCUCCUGAACCAGUGGCUGCAAAGGCGCUCGAACCCGUUGCGGCUGCUGCUGCUGUUCCGAACACUUCUGCUGCUCUGAACAUCCCGGCUCCGUCUAAUCCAACUGGAUUCAAAACUGUUGCUUAUUUUACCAAUUGGGGCAUCUAUGGCCGAAAUUACCAGCCUAAUGAUAUUCCAGCAAGCCAUGUCACACAUAUUCUUUAUUCCUUUGCCAAUAUUCGCGGUGAUAGCGGAGAAGUUUAUGCAGAUCUAGAAAAGCAUUAUCCAUCAGACUCCUGGGAUGACAAGGGCAACAAUGCUUAUGGUUGCGUUAAGCAACUUUUUCUCUUGAAAAAGAAAAAUCGCCACCUCAAGGUCCUUCUAUCGAUAGGCGGCUGGACAUAUUCGACCAACUUUCGGGCCAUAGCCACUCCAGAGGGCCGCCAGACAUUUGCCCGCAGCGCCGUUAAACUCCUGGCCGACUGCGGAUUCGACGGCAUCGAUAUCGACUGGGAAUAUCCCAAGGAUGACAGCGAAGCCCAACACUACGUCUCCCUUCUUUACGAAACCAGGAUCGCACUGGACCAGUAUGCCUCCCAAUGCGCGCCGGGACAACAUUUGCCCCUCACCAUCGCAGCUCCGUGUGGGCCAAAUCAUUAUUCGAAGCUCCGCAUAGCUGAGAUGGAUCGGUAUCUUGACUUCUGGAACCUCAUGUGUUACGAUUUUGCAGGCAGCUGGGACUCCACGGCAGGUCACAUGGCCAACGUCUUUCCAUCCCCAUCCUCCCCCGACAGCACCCCAUUCAACGCCGACGCCGCAGUAUCCGCGUACAUCUCCGCCGGCGUGCAUCCAAGCAAACUGAUUUUCGGUCUUCCCCUCUACGGCCGGGCCUUUGAACACACCCAAGGCCCCGGAUCCUCCUUCCAAGGCGUUGGAGAAGGAUCUUGGGAAAACGGAGUGUGGGACUACAAAGCGCUUCCGCAGCCGGAAAGCCAGGAGCAAAACGACACCCAGCUCCUUGCGUCGUGGAGCUACUCGCCCAGCGGACAGAAAAUGAUCAGUUACGAUACCCCGUUCAUGGCACAGCGGAAAGCGGAGUAUAUCCGCAAUCGCGGGUUGGGGGGUGCUAUGUGGUGGGAACUCAGCGGGGAUCUUCCCGUGAGUAAUGAGAGGAGUUUGAUCAAUGUCACGGUGGCUGCGCUGGGAGGCACCGCUGGGUUGGAUGGGAGUCAGAACGUUUUGGAUUUUCCGGCAAGUGUCUAUGAUAAUGUGAGGAACAAGUUUGAAUGA
Uncinocarpus reesii 1704 is the source of this 1419-nucleotide messenger RNA. RefSeq names its product endochitinase 1. Gene Ontology annotation, cellular component: extracellular region. NCBI's taxonomy places the organism in Eukaryota, Fungi, Ascomycota, Eurotiomycetes, Onygenales, Onygenaceae. Gene Ontology annotation, biological process: carbohydrate metabolic process; chitin catabolic process. The transcript has 4 exons. The record is from RefSeq and is a predicted model, not a curated record. The coding region runs from base 1 to 1419 and encodes 472 amino acids. Gene Ontology annotation, molecular function: chitinase activity; chitin binding.